AUGGCACUAGUGGGUUUCGAUCUCCGAUGGAGUCGUCCGCCGACCAAAAUGGUUUUUAGCUUAAUUGCAUGCCGCAAAUUUGGCUGCUCUGGGGAUGUGAAUCGUGACGAGAUAAACGGAAAGGAUCAAUGCACAAUUUUUAUGCGUGGCCAGACUUCUCUUCAAAAAUUACAGAGGAUAAUGCCCAUGCUUGGAGUUCAAAAAGGGAAAAUCUUGAUGAUGAGUCCGCGGCGAUUAUUGGAUUCACCUAGAGACAACAUGAUCACAAAUAUCCUCAUUCCUUUAGGCCGAGUCGAGUAUGCUGAAAGCAACCUAGGGGAUUGCAUUUACCAUAUGAUUUUAGAAUGCCCUCGACCUCCCGUAUCUGCAUUAAGAACCCACGGAUCCAUCUCGACAUAUACUGGAUUACCAUGCUGCUCUGUAGAGCUUCUCAUACGAAUGACCUCGAAAAUGGUACCGGGAUCUCACUAUGAACAUACUGUGGCUGUCGUCUCGACAGAAGAAGAAUCCGUACGGUAUUGUGAAAGCACACCUGAUACUGGACAACGGCCCCGGAGUGGAAAACCCUCAAAUCGCGUAUUAAAUUCGUUCCAGUUCUCCUUAGACUUCAGAGAGUUUAGCUCUCACAUCGAUGUGGAAAGAGUGAAGCCAAGAUUUUUUUUUGAACACGAGAAAUAUCUAAUGACUGUGCUGAGGCGCUCCUCCCGACGAGAUAUCUCGAAUCGUAGUCUAAAUCCGAACAGGUUCUCCUUGAUCUUCAAAGGCCAUAGGGCUCAUGUUGAUGCUGCGAAAGUAGAGCAGAAGUACUCCAGAAAUAAUGCUAUGUUCCUUGGGAGCAUUGAUACCAACUCCGGAGUUGGCUAUGAGGGGUUCCAUUUAGGCCAGUACAGCAAACUACAGACUAUGGCUAAUAUAUGCUCGUCUUCGUCUGUGGGUAAGCAUGAAAAAAGGAGAGGACGGUCCAAAAUUCGAGAAGGUGCGGCCUGUUUUGGGUUGGCUGCUAUUCUACAGUUUGAAGUGGUAGAUGAAACAAUGCCAUGGGCGAAACGACAACAAAAGGAAAGGGAGACGGGGAGAUGUUCGAGUUGCUUGGUGAUGACUAACAUCAUUCAAGCUAGUCGUGGUCUAAGAAAUCACGGUACUACCAUCGCACCUGGAAAGUGGUGUCCGGGGGGUUUUCGCUCGAUACACGCAAUCGGCGAACAAUAUGCGUUCAGUCCCCCAGCGCCUCAACGCAUAAUUCUGUAUCAUCCGCACACCUUCCCAACCAGAACCCCUCUACUACUUCUUCACCCCGACAGCCACCUCUCCUCUUACCAGAGAAAGAAGCUAUAUCAGGUCAUAUCCCACACGACUGUAACCUCCAUCCGUGCACAGUGGCAUUUGAUUCAAACUUUCCCCAUUUCCGGGCAAACUAGGUAUAUCACCACGCCCACGUUCCUGUGGGUCCUUUGCCUCACGCACAGUGUGUUUCCAAAUCGUCCAAAAUUGCGCGUCUCCACUCUCGUGGACGAAAUCCAGCGAUAUGGUUAUGGUACAGAGAAGCGAGCGACUUAA
Molecule: messenger RNA, 1557 nt
Organism: Lindgomyces ingoldianus
Lineage: Eukaryota; Fungi; Ascomycota; Dothideomycetes; Pleosporales; Lindgomycetaceae
Exons: 13
Coding region: 1-1557 (518 amino acids)
Source: RefSeq, a predicted model, not a curated record